GUCUUCAGGAGUUUUCUCGAGAAGGGAGUGAGCAGCCGAGCAUGUGGGUCAUUCCCGCCGCAGUGCUUCUGUUCGUUCGGCAAUCAGAAAUAGAGAAAGAGCGGAUGAAUUUUCUGCACACCAGAUCUACUUACCAAAAAAAUGGCUACCCACCUUUAGUACUACUAGUGACAACUGGUUGUUGUUCCUCUGCUGGUUCUACUUAGCCGUUAACCGGAUCCGACAUCGACCUUGUUCUCUAUAGUUUUUCACUUAAGUACGUAGCUGGCGAAGACAGAGUCUCGAUCUCCGUUCUCGUCGUCUUUUCGAGCAGCUCUGCCGCAACGGCGACGCCUCUGAUGGGUGUCGCGGAGACCUCUCAAAAGCAGCAAAUCACAUUCGAAGGCGACGAUGAUCGAUCAACCGCAGCAAGCUCGACUUCAUCUAGCGUUUCAGCGGAGCAGAGAUGUGAUGUCGCGCCGACGCACGGUAAUUCUUCAAUCGGGACCCAGAUCCCGUCUAAGCAAGGGGCACAGGCGUGCAGAUGCUGCGUAUGUGGCACUAAAUCGCUAAAAAUCCUUGCGAUCUUGCCAUUCGUACUUGGCUAUGCGCUUGGGUUUGUGAGCAUGUCUAGGCCGGUCACCAUUGCGGUAGGAAUCACGUUAUUAUGUUGGCACUUUUCUGUGGCAAAAAGAAAAAUCUUUCAUGGAAGAUGAAGCAUUUGAAGAAUCUUUAACACAUGGUUAUUCACAUUUUCAUCUGCACUGUGAUAUAAUACUGCGCCUGGGAGAAGGCUUCAGUGUAAGCGGAUCUCUAACUCAAUGGAAGCACUUAAUGUCUGCAAUGGGACUGACUUUCCGCGUAUGUUUCAAUUUCUGUUCUUUUCAUCUAAGACCUGUCGUCCUUUCGACGGCCGAUCAAAUCAGUGACUUUCUUGCCACACGCGAGCGGAAGCGUCAAAAUUUUCCCGCCAGCUGGCCGAAAUGGCCUGGGUUUGUGCAGUGGUUCUUCCUGGUUGUUACGGUUUAUUGAUUUGACUGUGUGUCUCACUUUUGUGCUUUGCUUCCGUUUUGUUAGUGGGCACAACAACAAUCAAAACAAACGCGGACAAGAGUGCGACAUCUGCCGGGACUGGCAAUGGGACAUGAAACACAGAGCUAGCAAUUAUAGCAUGUUCUUUAUUUUUGCAAUUGCGGCUGCGGGUUUUGAGUUUGACUUUACUGCUUUAAACUAGUGAAGGUCAUUCUUAUCGCGACUGGUACGGUGAGCAAGGAAGUCGCGGAACAUGUAGUUGGCCCUCCUUUUAUGCCGGUGAUGCUGCUGGUGUCUCUAGUGACGUUCCUGAUAGGAAAGCCGUUUGUUUUGGCAUAUGCUUACAGCUACAUGACAAUACGGCUCAAAAUAAUUCAUUUUCGAGGGUCAUCUUCCUCUGUCUCCUCCUUGGGAAUCCGAAGAAAUGAACUGAAGAAAGGAAUUGCUUUGGGCUCUAAUGACACCGAAUAAAGCCCGAAGACUUUUGCACAGUGGCGACGAAAUUCGCCAGUCGUUCGAGAAAACAAUGUGGAAGUUGCAAGCAUUGUGGACAUGUGUUUUUGUGGUAGUAUUCCUGUUUUCUCUUGCAAUGGAUAACCUGACGCCGUCUAUGUUAUGAAGAGACGUGAUGCAACAUGCAGGGAUAAACAAUUAUAAAAUAUACAACUAGCAUGGCCAGACAUGAACGCAGCGGCAGACGCAGAUAAUCGCAGCACAAGCGUAGAUGAUCUUGUGGCUGGUGUCAGUAAUGCACAAGAAACUGCUCAGAUGCUGGGUGAGUAGGACGGCAUUACAAUAUCGCCAAUCAUAAAAAUAUCAAUAUGCUUCAUAACAUCCUUGUUGCACUGCUGAUUGAUCCUUCAUAAAACGACGACACACAACGAACGGUGCUGAGCAUUUGGGGGCCGAUUACAAUCCUGGCGGUGACGAAAAAAAGGCUGCAGCCUUUGGUUGUGCAGAGAGACAGAGAGGAACGGGAACGCCAGCUUGCGUUGCGGAAUGCGCAGGUCUAAGAAUGGGAGGUCGUACGAGUACACGGUUGGACUGUUGGAAGAAAACUCCAAAAAGGUGUGAACUCGUCUAUCCCUCCUCUCUGUUGAUUGCGAAACGUACUGUGCCCCUUUUGGUGGCCAGAAAACCUGCCGCCGGUUUGCGAACUGGAUAAAGCUGAGGCCGCUCUUUCAGUAGCCCGAGGAUACAAAAAAAAAAGAAAACUUUUUUCUGAAAUCUCCAAAUCCAAAUCCAAAUCUGCCGUUUUUGUUUUCUUAGCGGGCUUUGCUGGGCAAGUAUUCAUGAAGAUCCUGGUGCAGUUGCAGAAUCAUGAAGAUGCCGCUUUGAUCUUUUAAUUUUGUACGGGAUAAGCUCAUCACGCUCGCUGGGCAACGGCAACCCCACCGAAGGUUUUGCGUGUCAAAAUGAACGCUCUUUUGCGACAAUUCGUACGAAAGCCUUAGAUGGCGAAUUAGCGUCGCGCUUCAAGCGUCUGAAAGGACGGUACGACGGAAAAAAUUUUAGUUUCCAAUUUUGAUGACCGCAUCUAACAAUUUAUUUAUAAGAUAAAAACUCUUCUUGUUUUUAUUGGAAUCGGCAAAGUGAAGCUCCUGAUGGUCUGCCCGGAACGAUGAC
Amoebophrya sp. A25 is the source of this 2637-nucleotide messenger RNA. The record is from the annotation of a GenBank genome assembly. Lineage: Eukaryota; Dinophyceae; Syndiniales; Amoebophryaceae.